CUUUUUUACGUCUCUUCUAUUCAAUUCACUUCCAUUAAAAGAGUAAACUUUCAUGAAACAUUUCUCCAAAUCGCUUCGGCCACCUCCAUUUGAAAAAUGGCGGAAACCUAUCAAAGCGUCCAUAGCGCUUCUCGUAGCUCUAGUUAUGACAUUUAGCAAUCAGACCCGAGAGGUGAUAGGUCAAGCUUCGCUCUUAGUGAGCAUUUCCGUGGUCCUGUACUUCCCAUCAAGAACGGUUGGCGUCGUACUUGAGGAUGUCGUUUUGGGUACGUUGGGUGCUUUAAUUGGUGUUGGCUACAGUUGCUUAGGAAUGUUUCUUGCGAACCUGGCGCGAAGUUCGACAAACCCAUCGCCUGUUCAACCAGGAUCUAGCGGCGUACUUGCAGCUUUUCUGAUUAUAGCGACGUUUAUUUCAAAUUAUGUGCGCCUAAAGGUUCCAAGAGCGAACUUUGCCUGCAUCACCGCAACCAUUUUGAUAUCUUUUAGUCUGACACAAGCCUCAGUGGUGCCAAUAUUUUACCCACAGUUACUGUGGAUUUUCAUGAAACCGCUAGCCCUUGGUGGUGCCAUUGUUCUUGCCGUGUCAGCAUUAAUUUGGCCGGAUGAUAGUAUGAGCAACUACCUCUCUGUGUUACUCAGAUGCUUGGAGGGCCACAGCACGUUUUUCAAGGAGCAUUCCGACUCGUUUUUGUCAUUGUCAACUAGCUCGCUCAAUACCACACUUCCGUCACUCCAUGACCGUCUCCAAGGCAGCACAUUACUUCUGAUCGAUUGUAAACGAGCCGUACACCGUGAUAUUCUAUUUAGUCGAUUAUCUGGCAAAGAUGUCAGCAAGCUGACGCAAAUGGUUAAAGACAUGCGCAACCCCUUGCACGGUAUCGGACUCAGCCAAAUUUUAAAAGGAGAUUUCAAGAAUAAGUUACAAAAAGAUGAAUCUGAACAGGAAAUCCAGACCGAAAAGGAGGCACUUUUCGAAGCUAUUCGCGAACUACAUUCGAUCCUCGAGCAAUUAUCCGACGCAUGCCACGAUACAUUGAACGACUGCGUCUCCCGUAUUAAAGCGUUUGACAGUGCUACCGGGCGAACGACAUUGAAUAGCUUACUUUGGCCGUUCCCCCGACUAUUCUCCAGCAUUGAUUUCAGAAACAAGCGAAAGCCUGAUAAAGAAUAUAAGGAUAUCCCGCACGCCGAUUCUCAGCAACUAAACUCGCUUAUCCAGGCGGUCAACGAACAAGCCAGCCAAAAUGUUCGCAAGCUUUGGGCUUUACAUCCGGAUAAGCCUCUCAAGCGACAUAUUGGGGCGCUCAAUUUGUUUUCCACGUAUCGUUACCAUCUUACGGGCUACGCCAAAACAGUUGCAGCGUUUACUGAAUACAUUGAGGAGCUCGAACGUACACGGACCCGUAGACGAUUUUGGAUGCCUGCUGUCAAGUCCAUCAAAAAGUAUUUCAGGGCAAGUGGAAUCGAUCCGCACAUGGCUAGUGGUGAAGUCAUUGAUGGCGAGCGAGAUAACGCUAUGGACCUUGUACGCACGCAAACACGGCAAAACAGCCUCAUCGAAGCAGACGAUAUCUCGGCAUUUGUCCUUAGAAGGGAAUCAGGAAAACUCUAUUACCGUGACCCCGAUGUCGAUCCGCCAGCUACUGGCUUUCAGCGCUUUUUCCAUAGAUUACAUCAAAUCCGCAAUUGGUUCUUAGAGCCAGAUACGUUUCUUUCAUUCAAAACGGUGGUUGGUACUACCUUGUUGGCUUUACCUGUCUUCCUUCCGCAAAGUGCCAGCUGGUACAUGGAUCAGCAUGGUCAGUGGGCGAUGAUUAUUAUGAUGAUGUGGAUGUUUCCGAUGUCUGGAAUGUUUCUCUACACUGUGAUAAUGCGAGUACUUGGAACUGCUUGCGGAGGCGUAUUAGCAAUUGUCGUCUGGGAGAUAGCCCAAGGAAACCCAUAUGGUUUAGCUGUCGUAACAUUUGUCGUUGCUAUUCUUUUCUAUUACUGUCUUCUGUAUGUGGCUCCUUUACGUAUGCUGGCAAUCAUGUCGCUGAUCACAAUGGUUAUGAUCAUUUGUUACGAGUACCAGUUUGUUCAUGACGGAACUGGUAGUGAUCCUGUAUGGACUUUGGCAGGAAAGCGUAUCCUUCUCGUUGUCAUCGGUGUUACGGCUGCAGCAAUCUUGUCAAUGAUACCAGUACCUGUGAAUGGCCGUGUGGAACUGCGUAAACGAUUGGCACAAACGCUCCGUGAUAUUGGUAGAAUGUAUAGCCUUUUAACUUCACAAUUUCUCGUUCCAAGAAUGCCAAACGAUAAACCCUCGGAUUCUCAAGUCAAAGCUGUUCGGCAUCUCGCUCUUGAUCUUCAGCGUCAAAUUGCAGACGAACGUACAUUUCUAAAGUUGGCUGUUUUUGAGCCUCCACUGCGAGGCACCUUUCCCUCAAAGACUUAUGGUAAAAUCGUCGACCAUGUCAAUAAUAUGGUUGACUUGGUAUAUGAUAUGGUAAGAAAGGACUAA
Zychaea mexicana is the source of this 2503-nucleotide messenger RNA. RefSeq lists its product as uncharacterized. The record is from RefSeq and is a predicted model, not a curated record. Bases 53 to 2503 code for a protein of 816 amino acids. NCBI's taxonomy places the organism in Eukaryota, Fungi, Mucoromycota, Mucoromycetes, Mucorales, Lichtheimiaceae. The transcript has 9 exons.